AGCCUCUGGGUCAGCACGGGGGCGUGGGCGCGGCAUACGCCCUUUGCCCGCGGCCGCCACCUCAUGGCGGGGGCUCACGAGAGCGGCGCUUCGGUGCCAGAGUCCCCGGUGCCGCGGACGCCCCCGAGCCACCUUCGCCCCUCGAGCGCUUCCUCACCCGGUCUGGAGUGCCAGGGCAGGACCUGACGCGGCGACGAUCGCGCUGCUGAGGAGGCAGCAGGAUGCCUUCGAGCAGAGGGUGCUGGGCCAGCUGGAGCAGGCGCGCACGCACUCCGACCGGAUCCGGGAGGCGGCCCUGGCCCGCGUGGAGGAGAAGCUGGGAUCGCUCGAGGGCGUGCAGGCCAGGGCGAGCCGGGGGCUGGCGGAGCUGAACGGGAAGCUGGUUUGCGGAUAUCCGACGAGAUGCAGGCGCAGAUUCGUCACGCGGAUGCGGUCGAGGAACGUUUCAGCGAGUCGCGCCGGGCGCUUGAGGACAGCUUCAGGAGCAGGCACUCGGAGCUGGAGCAGGACAUCAAGGCGGUGGCCAAGGACAUCUCCGAGUGCCACGACUCGCUGGAGAGGCACCACCAGAGCCAGCAGCAGAAGCAGCAGAAAGUCAGCGACGAACUCUGUGCGAACAGGCGCGCUGGCGAGAUUCUCUCGGGGCGGUUGGAGGACCUCGAGGCGAAACUAUGCGAGGUUGCGCAGGCCAAAAUCGACGAGAUCGAGCAGGCGACGUCCGUCCUCGCCGCCGAUGCCCCUGUGGCCAGCGGCUGGCUGACGACCCCGACGGCCGUCGCAGGGGAGCCUGCCAGCGCCGCGCACCUCUGCAUCUUGGAGCGGCGCGUGUCCGACUUGGCCGCGAGGCUCGACGAGGUGCUGCAGGACUCCAGCGAGCUGCACUCGCGGCUGGCCUUGCAGGAGCAGCAGCUGAGCGCCGCCAGUCGCAAGGUUGAGAGCCGGGAGGAGGCCUGGCACGAGCUGAAGGAGCGCGUGGAGCGCGGCGACUGGGACGGCAGGAUCGUACAGCUGAGGCGCAGCCUGCAGGAGGAGGCCCGCCAGGCCGCCUUCAACGCGGAGCAAGUGACCCGCCUGACGAGGAGGCUGGAGGGCGUCGAGCAGGUGCAGGAGCAGCUUGAGGCGCGGCUGGUGCCAGCCCGGGCGCGGGCGGGCGACGAGGACAGGACCGCUAGCGCCGAGGAGCUGCCGCUGCAGGUGCAGGAGCUCCGAGACGCCCUCGCCGCCCUGCGCGCGAAGAGCGACCUCGCGGAGUGCGCUCAGGAGCAGCUCCGGGCGAGGGUCGACGCGGCCCCUCGAGGGGACGGCCGCGGCGACCUCGCCGAGCAGCUGAGGGAGGCCGUGGCCAGCAUCGCGGACCAGGAGCAGAGGCUGAGCGUCAUGGAGCCCCGGGUGCAGGCGCUGCAGGCGAGCCUCCACGGCCUCGGCCCGCUGCGGCUUCCGGCGCCGGCCGAGGACCUCGAGCAGCUGGCCCGAGAGGUGCAGCGGCUGGCGGGGGCCGUCCAGUGCCUGCCCGAGGAGCAGGCGGCCGGCCAGUGGGCGAGCGGCCUCGCGGAGGCAGAGGCGCGGGCACUGGCGCUGUGCAAGGAGCUGGAGGUCAGGGUCGACGGCGUCGCCGCAGAGUUGGGCCAGGUCGUGCGGAGCCAGAGCGCGCGCUCGGCGGAGCUGCGGAGCGACCUCGAAGGCCUGCAGGCGGAGCUGGGCCGGCUGAAGGCCCAGGGCGUAGGAUCGGCAGACUUGCAAGGCAGCGUCGCGAGCCUGCAGGCAGAGCUUGACGACCUGAGAUCUCAGGGAGCCUCGUCAGCAGCGUUGCGCAGCGACGUUGUGCGUUUGUCAGAGGACUUCGUCCAGAUGGUGACGACUGGGGAGACUGCAUCACUGUCCGUGCGCGGCGCGAUCGAUCGUCUGCAGGCCGAGCUCGACAAGUUGGGUGCCGCAUCGUCUGCCUUGCAGGGCGACGUUGACAUGCUGCAGGCGGACAUUGGUCUGCUGAAGACGGGCCUGCCCAUGUCGUCGGCCGAGCUGCGAAGAGACGUGGAGACCCUGCAGUCGGCACUUCAGGAGCUGAAGACCGAGGUCGCGGCGGCCGCGGGCCUCGAGACUGAGCGGCAGCAGCGGCUCGCUUGUGAACGGGACGCUCUGGCCCUGGAGGAGGGCGUGGUCGAAUGUGUCGCUGAGCGCCAGGGCGCCCUGCCCCCGAGCAGCCCGCUGUCUGUGCAGUCCCCGGCCCUGGAGGGCGAGGCCGAAUGCCUAGCGGAGCGCCAGGGUGCGCGGUCUCCGGAGAGCCCUCUGUCUGUGCAGUGUGAGGCCUCCGAGCUGAGGGCACUCAGCUGCCUGGUCGCGGCUGCCGCCCCCUCCUGGGGGCGACGCCAGCCAUGCUCUGGGCGCAGACGAGCUCAGGAGCCAGCGUGCCGCCGAAUCCCUGCGCACUGCCCUGCGGGCUGCUGCCGCGACAGGGAGGCGGUCUCGGGCAGCCGAGUAGCCUCAGGCCGCCUGGAGGGCCAAGCGCCGCUGACGUAGCCUCGAGCCUGCUUCGGGUGGCGCAGAGCGACGAGGAUCAAGGAAGCUGAUGCUCCAGACAUGGCGAGACCCAUGGCGCCCUGGUCGAGUUGCCCGACAGAGUCUGCGCCAAGCUCAUUGCCGGGUUGAGGACUGUGUGGGGUGGAACUGCCCGACAGUCAGACCGUGUCGGAGCGGCCAGCGGCGGCGCCGGCGGGGAAGCGUCGACAGCGAGUCUCUCGUUUGCAACAAAAUUUGUGGGCAGUGGGCUGGCUGCAGUCCGAGCGCCGGGAGGCCCCUGUUCCUCUGUGCCCCUCCCCCGUGUCUCUGGCAGCCCUCGGCUGCGUGCGCUGCGGGAUGAUGGUGGACGCGGGCCGCAGCAGCAGUCUUCGCGAGGCGCCGGCACGUCGUUUUGAAGGCUCAGGCCGCCGUGUGUUGGCAGCGCCCCUACGAUUAAGUGGGGCGUGUCCCUCUACAGGAGGAAUAUUCAAAGAUAGUAAAACAUAGUCUGGGGACGAAUUUGUUACUAUUCUUGAUCGUGUUUGGAUUCUUUUUCUAGUAUUUUUCAUUUUUCGCUUACAAUCCGCCUGAAGGGGACAUGCCCGACCUAAGCCAAGUGGAAGGCGCGGGCCUUGCGCAGUGUCCCUCUCUGGGGAUCCUCUGCUGCCGUCCACGCCUGGGGUCUGGGGGAACCCUCGCAUUGCGCCUGCGCACUCUCGCCUGCUGCUCUUCUUCCUCCCUGUCUCUCUGGUGCAACAGGCGCCAGCGCCAAAUUGCCUGUGCACUGUGCCCUCGUGCGACGGGUCUCCAUACGCCAGGUGGUGCGGUCCCGCUGUCGCAUAAAACCGCCAACCAGGCCCUGGUCCAGCAGCUGUUACUCGGCUGGAAAUCUUCGAGGAAACGGUCCUGGUUUCCAAAUGCCUUCCGAUAUCUGGCCUGCGGCGGCGGAGCUGGGGACC
Messenger RNA from Prorocentrum cordatum, 3455 nucleotides. Lineage: Eukaryota; Dinophyceae; Prorocentrales; Prorocentraceae. The record is from the annotation of a GenBank genome assembly.